AUGAAGUCGAUUAUAAGUUUUGUUUUGUUUUUUACGACUUUCUCAUUAGUGCACGGUCAGCUGUACGAUGACAGAGCAAAUAAGUUUGGCCUGGAACUUUUAUACUUCACGCAAGCUGAAACUAGUGGACACGCUGUGUUAACACCAUGGAGUGUCUGGGAUUUGCUUACGCGCAUUACAAUAAUCACGUGUGGUGAUACUAAUGCACAGUUAAAAAGAGCGUUGUUCCUACCCAACAACUCUGUAGAGAUUAUAAUGGGAAUUAGUAAUCUGGAAAAAUCUAUAGAAAGAAAAUCUGCAUCGUUUCCAUUAUCCAUACGCAAUUAUGCCAUAUUAGAUACAGACGUCGAUAAAAGCAUUCCCGUGUUCGUGAGAAUAUUAAGAAAGCUGGAAGUAGAAUUGAUAGUACUGAAUUUAAAGGAUCCAAAUUCCGCCGUUUUGGUGGCGAAUCGUUUUAUGUUUGACGCAGGGAAGGAUGUACAUAAAAACCUACUGCAAAGUACAGACGUGGACCCUUCGGGAAUUAUAUUAACAAAUACAAAUACCUUCAAUGGGAUCUGGAAGCAUGCUUUCGUUCGAUCAAAAGAUGAUGAGCCCUUCUUCGACAUUGAUGGUAAAAAAGAAAUCGGUAGAGUUAACAUGAUGUCACAAACGGCAACUGUAUCGUAUUCUUACAAUGGCCAACUGAACAGUGAAAUAAUAGAGCUUCCUUAUGCUGAUGAAAGAUAUGCGCUAAUAGUUAUAUUACCGGAUAAAGAUAUAGGAAUAAGCGAUAUGUAUCAAAAGUUCGAAGUGGAAAAUAUUGACUCCGUUAUACAGAUUCUAAAAAUUUUCCGUAAAGUCAAGCUUCGAAUUACGUUGCCGAGGUUCAAGAUAAGUACGAACUAUGUUCUGAAUCAAGCCCUAAAUAACAUGGGUGUGUUUGAUUUAUUUGAAAAGCAAUUUGCCCAAUUCUAUGAUGCUCCGAAUAAAAGCAUAUUUGUACCUGUAAUCGUUCAAAACACAAACUUUGAGAUAUGUUUAUUGGCUUUGGCAGCCACUUGCCAAGCUGGCUUCGAAAGCCUCGACGGAGGCCACGGCCAAGACAGCAGCGGGUUUCAGUAUUCGGCGCCAUUAACCAGCGGAGGGGGUCACGACUUUUCCAGCCAGGGUAAUGACUAUUCUGGGCAAUCCCAGGACUUCGGUGGACAAAGCCAUGGCGUUUCCGGUGAAGGCCACGAUUUUUCUGCCGGCCAAGGGAACGACUAUACCCUAGCUUUAACCCAGGGGCACGGGCAAAACUUCGAUCAAGGCUAUGGACAAAACUUUGAUCAGGGCCACGGACAAAACUUUGACCAGGGACACGGGCAAUUUAACGUGGGACACGGUCCGCUCCUUGGUAACUUUGGCGGUGAUUCGUAUCUGCAAGCAGCCCACGAUUUGGGGCAGCACCAGGGAGAUUUUAGCGGUUCUGACGGAGGCCAGCAGGGGUAUGGACACCAGGGCUUUCUCCUAGAAGACGGUGGUCACGACUUCGGGCACGGCGGUCACGAUUUGGGUAACGUAGAAGCGGUCCCUGUAGGAGAACACAUCGACGAAGAACAUCCAGUUGAAGUACCGCUUUACAAACACGUGACUGUGCCUAUUCAUAAACCUCUUCACGUCAACGUGCCUAAGCCAAUUUUAGUGGGGGUACCACAACCUUAUCCAGUAAAGGUUCCAGUCCACAAGCCAGUUGCCGUUCCAGUUGAGACGGAAAUCUCCAUCCCCAUUGAGAAGCCAGUGCCGUAUCCAGUCGUUAAACACAUCCCGUACCCAGUAGAGAAGCAUGUUCCGAUCAAAAUAGAGAAGACAGUCACUGUCCACGUGCCACAACCUUACCCAGUCAAAAUCCCCGUUUACAAAACGAUCCACCAUCACAAAGACCACCAUUGA
Molecule: messenger RNA, 1914 nt
Organism: Leptosia nina
Lineage: Eukaryota; Metazoa; Arthropoda; Insecta; Lepidoptera; Pieridae
Source: the annotation of a GenBank genome assembly